GCGGUGGUCCGACUGGAGGCAGGCAGAGAGAACAUCAACCUUUUAUAUUAUAGCUGUACUCGCAAGACAAUAUCUGCAAUCAGGACACAAGGAUGGCAGAGCCUCGAUUUAACAACCCGUAUUUCUGGCCGCCGCCUCCAUCCAUGCCAGGCCAGCUGGAUAACCUGGUGCUCAUUAACAAGAUCAAGGAGCAGCUGAUGGCUGAGAAGAUCCGACCCCUUCACCUGCCGCCUACCUCCACCCCUUCCCAGCAGCCUCUGCUGGUGCCCACCUCGUCCCCCGAUGGCAGCACUCAGCACGGCAUGCCAGUGCCAAAGCCCCAACCGCAGCAGGUGCCGGGCCACCACCCGCAGCCUCAGGGCUCUGGACAGCCGGACAUCGCUCUGCAUGCUCGCUCCGCCUCAAGCUCUGGACCAGAUGGAAAUAUGGAUGACAAGGCGGCAGUGAAGGCCAAAGGAUUGUGGGAAGACUGGCACAUGAGACAGCUUGGCGAGCAACCUGGCCGGGUCAACCAUCGCUCAGGUCUGGCUCCUUCAUCCCGACCCGACAGCCAUAGCACCUCAGAGGCCCUGACCCCCACAACUCCAACCUCCAGCAGCCAGAACCGCCUGGGCGGUGCCCCCUCCGUGAACAUCAUCUCUGGGCUGGCUAGUGGCCCCGGCAUGGACCACAUGAAGGCUGGAGGCCUGGCAGGACUGUUGGGCCCCCCACCCAAAGCACCCCGGGGACGGAAGAAGAUCAAAGCUGAAAACCCAUCUGGUCCUCUGCUGGUGGUGCCCUACCCCAUCCUAGCUGACCAAGGCUGUGUCACUGUUGCACCCAAAGAGGGAAAAACCUACAGAUGCAAAGUGUGCCCGCUCACCUUUUUAACCAAGUCAGAGAUGCAGAUUCACUCAAAGUCCCACACAGAGGCCAAACCACACAAGUGUCCCCACUGCUCCAAGACGUUUGCCAACGCCUCCUACCUGUCUCAGCACCUGCGCAUCCACCUGGGGAUCAAACCCUAUCACUGCUCCUACUGCGAGAACUCGUUCCGUCAGCUGUCACACCUGCAGCAGCACACCAGAAUCCACACUGGCGACAGGCCUUAUAAAUGUGCUCACCCCGGAUGUGAAAAGGCUUUUACCCAGCUGUCUAACCUCCAGUCUCACCAGAGGCAGCACAAUAAAGACAAGCCGUAUAAAUGUCCUAACUGCUACCGUGCCUACUCAGACUCCGCAUCAUUGCAGAUCCACUUGUCAGCGCACGCCAUCAAAAACGCUAAGGCCUACUGCUGUAGCAUGUGUGGCCGGGCAUACACCUCAGAGACCUACCUUAUGAAGCACAUGUCCAAACAUACAGUGGUGGAGCACCUAGUGAGCCACCAGUCGCCCCAGAGGACCGAGUCCCCCAGCAUCCCCAUACGCAUCUCCCUCAUCUGAGCUCCCCAGCCUCUCAGCACCAGGUUGGAUUCAGAGUGUACAUUCGGCUGGAGCCGAGGCCCUGCACCCACGGCCAUCUACAUAAGGCUUACAUUAGCAUUAUGACAGCUGACAUAGAGAGCAUUCAGAAAGUAUUCAGACCACUUCACUUUAUUCACAUUUGGUUAUGUCGUAGUCUUAUGCUAAAAUCAUUUACAUUCAUUUUCCCCUUCAUAAAUCUACUCUCAAUACCCCAUCAUGACAAAGAGAAUUUUAGACAUUUUUGCAAAUUAUGUCAAUGUGACAUUUCAGGAAAAACUGAAAUAUCACAUUGACAUAAGUAUUCAGACCCUUUACUCAGUACUUAGCUGAAGCACCUUUAACAGCGAUUAAAGCCUUGAGUACAACGCGACAAGCUUUGCACAGCUGGAUUUGGGGAUUUUCUGCCAUUCUUCUCUGCAGAUUCUCUCUGUCGGUGAACAGACACUUUCAGGUCUUACCAGAGAUGUUCGAUUGGGUUCAAUCAGGGCUCUGGCUUGGCCACUCAAGGGCAUUCACAGACCUGUCCUUAAGACACACCUGUGUUGUCUUGGCUGUGUGCUUAGGGCCAUGAAAGCUGAACCUUCAGCUGAGUCUGAUUUUCUGAACACUCUGGACCAGGUUUUCAUUAAGGAUAUCUCUCUAUCUGUAUUUUCUCCGUUCAGCUUUCUCUCAACCCCAUGAGCAGUUUCCCCAUCCCUGCUGCUGAAAAACACCCCCACAGCCCGAUGCUGCUCCCACCAUGCUUCACCUUUGGGCAGGUGAUGAGCGGUGCCUGGUUUCCUCCAGACUUAAUGCUUAGAUUUGAGGCCAAGCAGUUCAGUCUUGGUUUCAUCAGACCAGAAUCUUGUUUCUCACAGUCUGAGAGUCCUUUAGGUGCUUAUUUGCAAAUUCCAAGCAGCUUUCAUGUGUCUCUGACUGAGGAGAAGCUUCUGUCUGACCACACUGCCACAAAGCCCAGAUAGGCAGAGUUUCUGCAGUGAUUGUUCUCCUGGAAAUUUCUCUGAGAUCUCUGGAGCUCAGCCAGAGUGACCAUCAGGUUCUUGGUCACCUCUCUUACCAAGACUGUUGCUCCGCAGUUGGUCUGGUGGCCAGCUCUAAGAAGAGUCCUGGUUGCUCUAAACUUCUUCCAUUGAAGAAUUAUGGAGGCCACUGUGCUCUUGGGAACAUUCAAUGCAGCAGAGAGUUUUCCUGCAGGCAGUUCCUUUUGCUCUGGUGAGCAUUGUCAGCUGUGAGACCUUAUAUAGACAGGUGUGUGCCUUUCCAAAUCAUGUCCAAUCAGUUGAAUUUGGCACAGGUGGACCCCAGUCAAGGUGUAGAAACAUCUCAAAGAUGAUCAAGAGAAAUGGGCACCAGAGCUAAAAUUUAAGCGUCAUAGCAAAUGGUCUCAAUACUUAUGUCAAAUGAUAUUAAAGUUUUUCCUUUUUAAUAAAGUUGCAAAAAUUCUGUUUUCGCUUUGUCGUUGUGGGGGUUUUGAGUGUAGACGGAUGAGAUUAAAAAAUGAAUUUACGAUCUUAGCAUAAAGCUGCAAUAUAACAAGAUGUGAAAAAAGUGAAGGGGUCUGAAUAUUUUCUGAAUUUCACUGUAAGAAUUAAGUGCUAGAUUCCGUAAGUGGACUGCCUCCAUUCGUCAGGCCGUCUAUCAAAAAAGAGCACAGCGUUAUUUUGGGAAUGUAACAACACAGCUAGAUGUUGUCCAGAGGAUCGAGUGGCAAAGAAUGUCUUGCGUCAGAUUUAAUAAGCACUUUCGUAAGCGUCAUGUAAACUGCCGGAUGCAUUGGCCAUCAGAAUGUUUUAGUUAGGUUUUUUUUUCCCUCUUCCAUGAAAUGGGUUCCCAAAAUGUGCCAGAUGAUAUUUGCCCUUAUAAAGAAUUGAGAAAGUAGAAAAAAAAAAAUGUUUGCUGGGUGUAUUCUGGAGACAUCCAAAGAUAAUCUUAAAGCACUUUUAGGCCUUCUGGUUUUGGCUCAAAUUGUUUCAAUCUUGUUGGAUGGAAAAUGCCAAAGGGCAUUACUUGUGGCAGCUAAGAGUACUGACUGUGUAUAAAUAACGGUCUUUUUCUGUUAUUUUCUUUGCUUUUACAGGGUCGUCUAAAUUUGAAGAAAGGCAAUCGGUAGAUGACAAUUUAAACAUUUAAUGAUUGUAUUAAGAAGUAUUAUUGACUUGGGGUGGCAACAAAAAGAGAGCAACAUGGAAGGGAAGAAAGAUGAAUGUUUUUUUUUUGUUGUUUUGUUUUUUUAAAUUUCCAAAAUCUUUCACUCCGUAUUUGACAUUCACCUUUAUGGCACCUUUACGAUCAUAACAUAUGAUCAGAGAAACACUGCUUUUUACAUUACGUUUUUCCUCACAUCCCAUUAACUCGUGCCAUAUUUGAACUUUGUUGAGGUUUUAAGUGAAAGCAAAUCUUGUAAUAGUUUGUGUGUGUGUCUGCUUUCUCCAUUCAGUUGAGCUUCGACUUUUAUUUUCUUAGUAUUAGAAGUAUAUGUUGCAGAGGUUGAAAACAUUGCACAUGCAUCAGUGCCAGCUCUACUCUACUCAGCCCUACUUUUAAAUACACUUCAGCUGAAAUCAAAUUUUACUCGAGUGGUAAAUUUUAAACCUAACCACUGGACCAAAAUGUGAAGUUGUUGUACUCUGACCCAGUUAAGAUUUUUUUUUGUCUUUAAUAAGCUUUACCCAUUUGAAAUAAACUGCAGUAUAAGUCAUAUUUCAUAGGCCUAUAUUAUGAGUUUAUGUGGAGGUGAUGCUUCUCCUUUUGAUUUAUUUUUUCUCCCUAGUAUUCUUUUUAUUGUACACAGUAUUGUUUGAUGUAUUUUUACUGUAACUUUAACCUCCGGAUGGUACUAAUAGGGUACCCUGUGUUCUUCAGGGCACUUCAGAAAAGGUGCUACAGCUAGAUGUUAUGUUUGAGAUGGAACUGAGAAUAAUGUAAAAUACAUAUACAGUAUAUAGUAUGUUUUCAAAAGUAUAAAAACUUAUUACUCAAGCCACUGGCCUGAAAACAGACAUUUACGCCAACAACAGACCCUGCCUCUUCAAGUUAACUCUCUCUUUUGAGAUAA
Toxotes jaculatrix (banded archerfish) is the source of this 4497-nucleotide messenger RNA. RefSeq names its product zinc finger protein 362b (gene znf362b). Gene Ontology annotation, biological process: central nervous system development; negative regulation of transcription by RNA polymerase II. The transcript is spliced from 9 exons. Gene Ontology annotation, cellular component: nucleus. Gene Ontology annotation, molecular function: DNA-binding transcription repressor activity, RNA polymerase II-specific; RNA polymerase II cis-regulatory region sequence-specific DNA binding. The coding region runs from base 93 to 1421 and encodes 442 amino acids. Lineage: Eukaryota; Metazoa; Chordata; Actinopteri; Toxotidae. The record is from RefSeq and is a predicted model, not a curated record.